AUGCGCGAAGAGAGCUUCAAGCUUUUCCUCAUUGGUCUUGAAAAGAUCAACGCCGAAGUCAUCAGCUUGAUUGACCUGCAGGGAAAUUUGGACCGUGAGUACGCGGUCGGCUUUUUCUUCGGCAACAAACCGAGUCGAAGCAGCCUUAAGUCUCGUUGGCCUGAGAAUGACAUAUCCUCUCCCUUGACACCCUCGGCAACGGCCGAGCAAACGGACCAGCACCGCGUAUCUAGCUCUGUAUCGAUAGCACCUCCGUCAUCUAGGGUAUCCGCGGUGAUACCUCUACCACCUCGCAGUGGGCCUUCCUAA
Messenger RNA from Penicillium cinerascens, 309 nucleotides. RefSeq lists its product as uncharacterized. NCBI's taxonomy places the organism in Eukaryota, Fungi, Ascomycota, Eurotiomycetes, Eurotiales, Aspergillaceae. The record is from RefSeq and is a predicted model, not a curated record. The coding region runs from base 1 to 309 and encodes 102 amino acids. The transcript has 2 exons.